AUGGGCAUUGAUGAUCGCAACGCCAUCAGCAGCAAGCAGUGUACAACGUGCGCAGUCACCAAGAGCACUCGUCACAGCGUCAGCAAGCACGCGGAACGCACACAGGUGCCCGGCGAGCGCAUCCACGCCGACAUCGUCGACUGGACCGCGGACUCACCCACGGGCAAGCGCUACAGUCUCGUCAUCGUCGAUGAGGGAAGCAAGCUCCUGCAUGCAGUCCACCUCAACGCCAAGAAGGACGCAGUUGCCGCGUUCCAGUCUUUCCUGCGCGACACCAAGCUCCCCAUCUCGCCCACAACAACAGCACUCCAGACGGAUUCCGAUGCCAUCUUCCUCGGAGCUGACUUCCAGGCCAUCGUCAAGAAGCACCUGAAGCAGCACCAGCAGUCCCCGCCGUACACCCAGGCGCAGAAUGGCAUCGUCGAGCGACAGGUGCGCACCCUCUCCGACAUGGUGCGAGCCAUGAUCACGGGUGCAGGCCUCGACGCAUCGUACUGGAGCCUCGCCUGCAACCACGCCCUGCACAUCCUCAACAACAUGCCUCGCCCUUCCCUCCACGGCAAGACACCGCUGCAAAUUGUCACGGGCUCGCUGCCCAAGCACGUGCCGCAGCUGCACGUCUUCGGGCAGCCGGCCGUCGUCCAUAUCAGCACACAGCGCGGUCGCCUGCAGCCCAAGGGUCGUCGAGGCAUCUACGUCGGCCACAACAGCAGCAGCAACAGCCACCUCGUCCACUUCGCAGACACAAACACCGUUGUGUCCUCCAUCCACGUCCGCUUCCUUCCCUUCUCCAAGGCCGAUGAUGUCGUGGAUGAGGGGGAGGAGCAAGUGCAGACAUCCACGACAUCGUCCAUGCUCCAGCUUCCCAGUGCACGUGACAGCAGCAACAGCACCACUGACGGUGAGCAACCAACAGUUCACAUCGACGAGGACCAGGACGAUGAUGUCGAGACAGACUUCCUGCUCACGGACUUUGACGACGACAGCAGCAGCGACACCAACGACGCCAACUACGAUCCAGACACAACAGAUGCAAGCGACACCGAGGCAGGCGCGUUCACAGCAAGCAGCAGUGACGACACCAGCCUCACGGAGCCUGCAAGCAUCAAGCAGGCACUCAAGAGCCAGCAACGCAAGCAGUGGACUCAGGCAUGCUUGGAGGAGAUCGGGGCCAUGGAGCGCAACGGCGUCAUCAAGCUCAUCCCACGCAGCGUCGUGCCACGGCAGCACACGCCUCUCAAGUCACGCUUCGUCUUCAAGGUGAAGCGUGAUGCUGAGGGCGCGCCGACGCGCUUCAAGGCACGCUGGGUCGCCAAGGGCUUCAGCCAACGACCGGGCAUCGACUUCGACCAGACCUACGCCCCAACACCAGCAGCCAAGACCAUCCUCACUGUGCUCGCCGUCUCCCUGCAACGACAGCACCAGCUGCACCAGCUCGACUUCAAGUCGGCUUACCUGCAGGCUGAUCUCAAGGAGGAGCUGUACAUGGAGCUGCCGCCGCACUUCACCGACAUCGGCGACGGCGCUCAACGCUACGCGGGCAAGGUGUGCCGGCUGCUCAAGCCGCUCUACGGCCUCAAGCAAGCUGGCCGUGCAUGGGCCAAGAAGCUGCACACCUUCCUCAAGACCAACGGAUGGGCGCAAAGCAAUGGACUCGACACCAGCAAGCACGCCACUGCGGGGGAGUGUUGA
Molecule: messenger RNA, 1692 nt
Organism: Salpingoeca rosetta
Lineage: Eukaryota; Choanoflagellata; Craspedida; Salpingoecidae
Exons: 2
Coding region: 1-1692 (563 amino acids)
Biological process (GO): DNA integration
Molecular function (GO): nucleic acid binding
Source: RefSeq, a predicted model, not a curated record